AUGACCCUGGGCAGCUGCUGCUGCGAGAUCAUGUCCUCCGAGAGCUCCCCGGCCGCGCUGUCCGAGGCCGACGCCGACAUCGACGUGGUGGGCGGCGGCGGCGGCGGCGGCGGGGGGGAGCUCCCCGCGCGCCCCGGGCCCCGCGCCCCCCGGGACGUGCUCCCGCCCGGCCCCGCGCCGCCCCGGGAGGAAGCCGAGGCCGACGCGGCCGAGGACGGAGACGAGUCGGGCGGCUGCUCGGACGGCGAGCCCCGCGCGCUCGCGUCCCGGGGGGCGGCGGCGGCCGCGGGCAGCCCGGGAGCCGGGGCGGCGGCGGCGGCGGCCCGGGGCGCGGCGGGGCCGGGGCCGGGAGCGCCGUCGGGGGGCGCGGCGACGCGGAGCCCGCUGGUGAAGCCGCCCUACUCGUACAUCGCGCUCAUCACCAUGGCCAUCCUGCAGAGCCCCAAGAAGCGGCUGACGCUGAGCGAGAUCUGCGAGUUCAUCAGCGGCCGCUUCCCCUACUACCGGGAGAAGUUCCCCGCCUGGCAGAACAGCAUCCGCCACAACCUCUCGCUCAACGACUGCUUCGUCAAGAUCCCCCGCGAGCCGGGCAACCCGGGCAAGGGCAACUACUGGACGCUGGACCCCGAGUCGGCCGACAUGUUCGACAACGGCAGCUUCCUGCGGCGCCGCAAGCGCUUCAAGCGGCAGCCGCUGCCGCCGCCGCACCCGCACCCGCACCCGCACCCCGAGCUGCUGCUGCGCGGCGGGGCCGCGGCGGCCGGGGACCCGGGCGCCUUCCUGCCGGGCUUCGCCGCCUACGGCGCCUACGGCUACGGCUACGGCUUGGCGCUCCCGGCCUACGGCGCGCCCCCGCCGGGCCCGGCGCCGCACCCGCACCCGCACCCGCACCCGCACCCGCACGCCUUCGCCUUCGCCGCGGCCGCCGCGCCCUGCCAGCUGUCGGUGCCCGCCGGCCGCGCCGCCGCGCCGCCCCCCGGACCCCCGACGGCCUCGGUGUUCGCGGGCGCAGCCUCGGCGCCGGCGCCGGCGCCGGGCACAGGGUCGGGCCCGGGCCCCGCAGGCCUGCCCGCCUUCCUGGGCGCGGAGCUGGGCUGCGCCAAAGCCUUUUACCCCGCGUCGCUGAGCCCGCCCGCCGCGGGCACCGCCGCGGGCCUGUCCUCCGCGCUCCUGCGCCAGGGCCUCAAGACUGACGCGGGGGGCUGCGCGGGCGGCGCGGGCGCCGGGCCGGGGCAGCGGCCUUCCUUCUCCAUAGACCACAUCAUGGGCCACGGCGGCGGCGGCGGCGGGGCCGCGCCCCCGGGCGGGGGCGAGCGCUCCCCGGGGUCGCCGUUCGCCGCGGCGGGGCCUGGGGGUCAAGCGCAGGUCUUGGCCGUGUUGACUGCCCCGGCCCUGGCCCCGGUGGCCGGCCACAUUCGCCUCUCGCACCCCGGGGACGCCCUGCUCUCCUCGGGGCCCCCGUUCGCCGGCAAAGUCGCCAGCCUCGGCGGCUGCCACUUCUGACCGCGUCGGGCUCCGGCCAGCCAGGCCCGCACGCCCCAGCGCCUCCCGGAGCGGCCGCGGCCCCCGCGGAACUCAGGGAGUCUAUUUAUGAAGCGUCCCAGACCGGCCCGCGCAGG
This is a messenger RNA of Sorex fumeus (smoky shrew), 1619 nucleotides long. RefSeq names its product forkhead box D2 (gene FOXD2). The coding region runs from base 1 to 1503 and encodes 500 amino acids. Gene Ontology annotation, molecular function: RNA polymerase II cis-regulatory region sequence-specific DNA binding; DNA-binding transcription factor activity, RNA polymerase II-specific. Lineage: Eukaryota; Metazoa; Chordata; Mammalia; Eulipotyphla; Soricidae. The transcript has a single exon. The record is from RefSeq and is a predicted model, not a curated record. Gene Ontology annotation, biological process: regulation of transcription by RNA polymerase II; anatomical structure morphogenesis; cell differentiation.